GUAUAUGCCGUGCGACCAUUUGUAGGAAAAAAGAAAACUGUAAGGCCUGUAACGUACACACAUACCCUCUGGUUUCUGCAACAACAACAAAAAAAACCACAUUCGUUCUUAAUACACAUUCGGCCCACCCUCGCCCGAACUCAUCGGAAGGAUAUCCCUUUGCCGUUGUUUGUUCAUUCGCCUACUCCCCGUCUGUCGCUAUCGAUUUACAUCACCACCACCACCACCACCACCACCACCAACAACAACAACAACACGAGCAGGAACAGCACGAACCCAUGGCCCCCGUUCCUACUACGACGGCUAGGCAGAGCCUCGCCCACGCCGGCGCCGUUGCCUCACACCUCUGGAAGCGUGCUGCCGUCGUCGUCCUCCCCGAGGUCGCCCGCGCAACCACCUCCCACGCACUCGCGCGCCGCAACCUGACCGUCAACCACACCCAGGGUGUCACUUUGGGAAUCAUCGGCGCCUACGCCGUCAUUAUCGCCAUCCUCUGGAACGUCCCCUUCCUCCGCCAGGUCCUGUGGCCCUUCAAGAUGCUCGUCAUCGCCUUCCACGAGUUCGGCCACGCCAUCACCGCCUGCUGCACCGGAGGCAAAGUGCUGUCCAUCACCCUCGACCCCAACGAGGGUGGCGCCACCCUCAUGAAAGGCGGCAAGCAGGCCAUCACACUCCCGGCUGGUUACUUGGGCUCUUCGCUCAUCGGUGGCCUACUCAUUUUCUGCGGGUUCAACAUCAACGCGUCAAAGAUCGCCUCCAUGGUACUGGGCGUCUGCUUUCUGUUGACCCUGUGGUGGGGUAAGAAGGACUGGCUCACCAUUCUCACUGUACUACUCGCGGUCGGCCUGCUGAUUGCGGCCUGGUUCAUCUCACACGCUCAAGCGCUGAGAUUCGUCGUUCUCUUCAUCGGUGUCAUGAGCUCCCUCUACUCAGUCUGGGAUAUCUGUGACGACCUCAUUAUGCGCAAGGUCAACAGCUCCGAUGCCAGCGUCUUCGCCCAGCGUUACGGUGGCUCCUCUCGUUGCUGGGGCCUUAUCUGGUCCGUCAUCAGCGUUUGCCUAAUGGCCAUCGCCAUCGUUGCGGGCCUCGCCGCCUUCCCACAGUCCUUCGCCGAACAGGAGAAUGAUUCCAAGAACUUUCUGCCCACAAGAUGAUUUCUGCCUGGAGCGAGAGACGUUCAAGCCACUGGCUCAUAAAGAGUGCCGUGUCAUAUUUACCGGCAUCAUUACACUCGAACCCUUUCCCCUCCCAAACAGAUAUCGAGGCAUCGAUAUUUGGUCACGAAGAACGAUAACGAAGGAUAUCCACGGGCGCCUCGCAUCGUGUCCUUGUGAUAGCAGGCUCGUUUUAUUUUUUCUCCCGACAAUCUGUCGGUGAUUCCGGUCUCGUCCGCGAAGGGCCAACCUUGUGGGUACAAUACAGUAUGUGUCACCCGCCCACAUUCUGAUCUACAGGCCGUGGGUCGCAGGUGGAGACGCGGCGGCGGUGCCGUGUUUAGUCGGAUCUAUUCGGCGGGUUUCGACGACGACGACGACGACAAUUCUUGGAAUAGAAUUGACUGCUGCUGGAUCAAGGCUGCGACUGAGCAACGGCGAAGGUUGCCUUCGCAUAGCAAAGGAUUUGAAACGGCAGCGUAAUUGGUCUAGCACACCCGCACUCCGUCUUCGUCAGUUUGCCAGUCACGGGCCAGUCCCAAGGCAAUUCGAUACCACAUUUCGCCGAUGGCAUUUCGGGAGAGUCUUUUGUAUAGGGCUAUGAAUAUGAUAUUUAAUGAGGCACAUUUGUAGAUGAGGCACAUUUGUAGAUGAGGCACAUUUGUAGAUGAGCACACUGGCUUUUAAGGCUUGAGGAUAAGCAGUAGCUUUACGAUUUGGUCCUAGAAGCAGUAUAUGAGCAUGAUGGUCAUGACUAAGUCAAGAAGUAGCCAUUCAAGAGCAAGUACGUUGAGCCCGUU
Messenger RNA from Colletotrichum destructivum, 1954 nucleotides. RefSeq names its product Putative peptidase M41. The transcript is spliced from 2 exons. The coding region runs from base 279 to 1154 and encodes 291 amino acids. Lineage: Eukaryota; Fungi; Ascomycota; Sordariomycetes; Glomerellales; Glomerellaceae. Gene Ontology annotation, molecular function: ATP binding; ATP-dependent peptidase activity; metalloendopeptidase activity. The record is from RefSeq and is a predicted model, not a curated record. Gene Ontology annotation, biological process: proteolysis.